GAUAUUAUCAAGUAGCUUUUGCGAACAAAUAAAAAACUUUGAGAAUUUGCAUUAUGAUUGCACCUUCCAUGAAAUUCUUCAAUUAUCCUUAGGGAUUAUAUUUUCUUUAAUAUUGUAUAGAAGGAAUGGUAUAAUUUGGGGCGGCUAAUGAGUCUCUGUCACCAUUUCAACCCUAAUACUACUUAACCAACAGUGUUGAAUCGAUCCUUUAACUCUUCCUCCAUGGCUGCUUUUCAACCCUCUCUAGAGUGUGAAAACAUCUCCAACAUCCACAGUGACCAAACAGAUUCGGAUUUGAUCCAAAAAACAGAUGAAAGAUAUAGAGAAACACUCCCCAAUCUUCCCAAAGGCAAAGGCUGGAUGACUGAGCAUCUGGUUCAAUACCAAGGUUUUUGGCUAACCCCUAAUGCAGCUUUGAAAAAUUUGAUGUGGGUCCAAGACCACUUCAAGCCUCGACCCACCGAUAUUUUCUUAGCCUCCUUUCCGAAAAGCGGCACCACUUGGCUCAAGGCACUUAUUUUCGCCACCGUCAACCGCACCCGCUAUGGUUUUGCCGACCACCCUUUGCUCACCACUGGCCCUCACGAUUGCUUCCCUUUCUUGGAUGCUCACUUACAGGAAAAAGAUCGGUCUCGUUUCGAUCUUGAUAGGUUUCCUUCACCACGUCUUCUUUCAAUUCAUAUCCCUUACAUUUUGUUACCAAAUUCCAUGACUGAUCAUCAAAGUUGUAGGUUCGUUUACAUCUGUAGGGACCCUAAAGAUGUGCUUGUUUCGAAAUGGUUAUUUUUGAACAAGUUGAGGCCAAAAGAAUUUCCACCCAUUUCACUUGAGGAAGCAUUUGAGUUGUUUUGCCAAGGGAUAUCUCAUUAUGGACCUUUUUGGGAUCAUGUUUUAGGGUAUUGGGAAGCUAGCUUAGAAACCCCAGAAAAGAUAUUGUUCUUGAAGUAUGAAGAUUUGAAGAAGGAGCCUCUUGUUGUUGUUAAGAGAUUAGGUGAUUUUCUUGGUUACCCUUUUUCAUUAGAGGAAGAAAGUAAAGGAGUGGUUGAAGAAAUAGUAAAGCUAUGUAGUUUUGAGAAUUUGAGCACUUUAGAAGUGAAUAAAGUAAGUGUACAAAAGUUCAGCAAAGAUACCAUAAUUGAUAAUCAGCAUUUUUUUAGAAAGGGAAAGGUUGGAGAUUGGAAGAGUUAUUUGACAACUGAGAUGGUAGAACGUUUAGAUGAAAUAACAUAUGAGAAGUUACUUGGUUCCGGAUUGGUAUUUGGCAGUUAAUUUCCCAAUUUAAUUUACUUGCUAUUCAAAAUUUGUUGGUAUCUUUUAUACAUGUUUUACUAUCUGUGUUUGUUGGUUCUAAUAAUGUCGUUUCUACAUUUUUCUCUUAAAAGUACAAUGUAUUAUUGCACCAACACUUGUUGGUUAGUUGGUAGUCAUUAUUUACAAUUUAGGGUUGUAAUUUUUUUUUUUAAGUUAAAAUAUGUUAUAAGUCAAUGCACUAGUUGUAAAUUUGAAAA
Molecule: messenger RNA, 1508 nt
Organism: Gossypium arboreum
Lineage: Eukaryota; Viridiplantae; Streptophyta; Magnoliopsida; Malvales; Malvaceae
Product: flavonol sulfotransferase-like
Exons: 1
Coding region: 223-1269 (348 amino acids)
Biological process (GO): sulfation
Cellular component (GO): cytoplasm
Molecular function (GO): sulfotransferase activity
Source: RefSeq, a predicted model, not a curated record